Dovyalis caffra is the source of this 1548-nucleotide messenger RNA. The record is from the annotation of a GenBank genome assembly. Lineage: Eukaryota; Viridiplantae; Streptophyta; Magnoliopsida; Malpighiales; Salicaceae.
AUGGAGGUCUGGCUCCUCAUCCUGCUUUCUCUUUCCCUCUCUGUCUUCCUUAAAGUCCUGUUUAACCUUGUUUCUCUUUCCAAUACCCACAACCUCCCUCCAGGCCCUCUUACCUUUCCUGUUAUUGGCAACAUCUUAUGGCUCACCAAAUCCGCCUCUGAGCUGGUGCGUGUCAUCCGCUCCCUCAACCAAAAGCUCGGCCCGGUGGUCACCCUCCACAUCGGCUCUCGCCCCUCUAUAUUUAUAGCCGAUCGUUCCCUUGCUUACCAAGCCUUGAUCCAAAACGGGGCAGUUUUUGGUGACCGCCCACCUGCUCUUGCUACAAGCAGACUGCUUAGUUGCAAUCAGCAAAACAUCAGCUCUGCAUUUUACGGUCCCACUUGGCGGCUUCUCCGUCGAAACCUCACAGCAGAAAUCCUCCAUCCUUCGCGGGUUAAGACGUUUGGCCAUGCUCGUAAAUGGGUGCUGCAAAUCUUGAAGAUUCAAUUUGAGUUGUUGUCCAAGUCUGGAGAUCCUGUUCGUGUGGUGGAUCAUCUACAGUUUGCUAUGUUCUGUCUAUUAGUAUUCAUGUGUUUCGGUGACAAAUUAGAGGAGAAACAGAUUAGAGAGAUCAAACAAGUUGAGCGUCGCAUGAUGGUGAAUUUAAGAAGAUUCAAUAUACUUAAUAUCUGGCCAAGAUUGAGCAAGAUAGUGCUUCGUAAACGAUGGGCAGAGUUCUUGCAGCUUCGUAAAGGCCAAGAAGAUGUAUUGAUUCCAUUGAUAAGAGCAAGAAAGAAGUCGAAGGAAGAGAGAUUGAGUAAAUCAAAUAUGGAGGGCUGUACGGAUGAGCAUGUCUUGUCUUAUGUUGAUACACUGUUGGAUUUGCAGCUUCCCGAUGAGAAAAGAAAGCUUGAUGAGCUUGAAGUUGUUAGUUUGUGCAACGAGUUCCUUAAUGGAGGCACGGAUACUACUGCCACGGCCUUGCAUUGGAUCAUGGCAAAUUUGGUAAAGUAUCCAGAAAUUCAAGAGAAGCUAUUCCUGGAAAUCAAAGAGGUUGUUAGAGAAGGAGAGGAAGAGGUAGAAGAAGAUGAUUUACAAAAGAUGCCUUAUCUAAAAGCAAUAAUUUUAGAAGGUUUAAGGAGGCACCCUCCUGCACAUUUGGUUUUGCCGCAUGCUGUGACUGAGGAAACAGUGCUGGGUGAAUUUGUUGUUCCUAAAAAUGGGACAGUAAAUUUCAUGGUAGCUGAUAUUGGGUGGGAUCCAAAGGUAUGGGAGGAUCCCAUGGCGUUCAAGCCUGAAAGGUUUCUGAGUAGUGAAGGGAAAGUAUUUGAUAUAACAGGAAGCAGAGAGAUUAAGAUGAUGCCAUUUGGGGCAGGAAGGAGGAUUUGCCCUGGUUAUGGUUUAGCGAUGCUUCAUUUGGAGUAUUAUGUGGCUAAUUUGGUCUGGAGUUUCGAGUGGAAGGCUGUGGAUGGAGAUGAUAUUGAUUUGUCUGAGAAGCAGGAGCUUACCAUGGUAAUGAAGAAUCCCUUGCAGGUCCACAUAUCUCGCAGGUUGAAAAGCAAAAGUUAG